This is a messenger RNA of Charadrius vociferus (killdeer), 1056 nucleotides long. RefSeq names its product CD58 molecule (gene CD58). The transcript has 8 exons. The coding region runs from base 1 to 1056 and encodes 351 amino acids. The record is from RefSeq and is a predicted model, not a curated record. NCBI's taxonomy places the organism in Eukaryota, Metazoa, Chordata, Aves, Charadriiformes, Charadriidae.
AUGAAAGACUUUGAUUUUGGACCUACCAAGAUCACGCUCCUUCAGUCAUUGGAAAUUCAAGCCAAAACUUUGUUCACUUUUGGGAUCCUGGAGAUGAUAUCACACAUCCACUGCGAGGACGUGUUUGGCAUCGUGGGAGAAAAUUUUACUUUUCCAGUAAAAAUACACCAAAAAAAAGUGGAAGUUAUUUGGAUGAGAAACAAGGAUAAGGUGGCUGAAUGGGAGGGGCAAGACAAACCGAAGUAUUUUACUUCUCUCCGUGACAGAGGCUUGCUUAACGAGGAGAAUGGUGGCUUGACAAUAUUUAAUUUGGAGUACAAUGAUGCUGGAACAUAUGUUUUAGAAUACUUGGAUUCUAUGCAAAAUGAGUUAACCUUCAUACUUUCUGUGUUAGCUCCCCCUUCAGAACCUGAAAUAAGUUGCAACGUCAGUGGUGAUAACCUUGUGUUAAAAUGUGCAGCAGAUUUCGAGAAGCCUCUGAAUUAUGCUUGGAAGUUCAGUAGCAUACACGUCACUGAUCAGACCCAGGAAGUUUUCAUCCGUAAGAAUGAUGUUGAUGCUUCUGAGAAAGCUGAAUGUUUCAUUAAAUUCUCUCAAACGGAAAAAAGCUCUGAAAUCUCUUUGGCUCAAUGCUUUCCAGAUAAAAAAGACAGAUAUAAAAAGGAGAAAGAGAGUUUUCCUGCCAUGGCUAUUGCUUUGGAACAGCCUCAGCUGAGCUUCAGCUAUCAGAAAAGAAGCAGAGAUGGUCUUAUUGCGGCUUUUAUCUUUGUUUCAAUUGUAGGAAUUGGAAUUGUAGGAUUCCUAUACAGAAGAGACAAAGACCUGAACAAGGAGGACAGUGCCUUGAAGGACAAGCAGACAGUUAAAAAUGGUGUAAGCCAGGAAGAAACAGCUCCAGAUCCUGAGAGGAGUGAGGAAGACGUGGAGGCAGGGGCAGACUACAAUGGAGGAAUUGAGGAAUACCGCCUGGGCAGGAGAAAGAUGGUGACUGUGACCAAGCAGGAUGGUUUCAACAAGUGUAAAUCACAGUUGACCAACUUCACAACCUUUUUUUGA